Molecule: messenger RNA, 3700 nt
Organism: Doryrhamphus excisus (bluestripe pipefish)
Lineage: Eukaryota; Metazoa; Chordata; Actinopteri; Syngnathiformes; Syngnathidae
Gene: gpaa1
Product: glycosylphosphatidylinositol anchor attachment 1
Biological process (GO): attachment of GPI anchor to protein
Cellular component (GO): GPI-anchor transamidase complex; membrane
Source: RefSeq, a predicted model, not a curated record
GAUUACUCAUCCUUUUUUAACUCUAGAAUCCUUGAUAAAACCGGAAGUAGGUUCGUCGUGUUAAUUUUUCCGAGAGAAACGAAGAACCGGCAAACUAAAUUUGGGCUUCUAUGAAUAAACGGUAACACGUCCUCAGUCGGUGGCUCUGAUCGCUAUUUACACUGGGAAAGGGAUUCAUCGAAACAUGGGGCUUUUGUCUGAUCCCAACAGAAGACAGGCAUUGAUCAGCUUGCUCACUCGUCUUAAUGCUCCAAUCUGUGUUGUGUGCUACAUGGCAGGUGUGGCCUGGUUCAUGGGUUUAGCAUUCGAGCCCUUCACCCUGCGCACUUAUAUGUCAGAGAACGCCAUGGGUUCCACCAUGGUGGAGGAGCGCUUCCCAGCCGGAGAAAGGGCACUGGUCACGGGCAGGGAGUUUGCAGCACAUAAGAAAAAAGAACAUGGGAUGCCUGUGAACUGGCUGGUGAAGACCAUGCAGGAUCGAGGCCUGGAAGUAUUCAAGCAGACCUUCUCUCGCACUCUUCCAUUCCCAGAUGAAAACAAAGAGAGAUUUAUGGUGAAAGGUACAAACGUGUAUGGCAUCCUUCGAGCACCUCGUGCUCCACGGACAGAAGCCCUAGUGCUGAGCGCGGCCUGCAGCCCAGAGGACACCAAUAACCAGGCUGUGGGACUGCUGCUCGUUUUGGCACAGUACUUCAGAAAUCAGGUGUACUGGGCCAAGGACAUCAUUUUCCUGGUCAAUGAACAUGAUUUGAUCGGCAUGCAGGCUUGGCUGGAAGGCUACCACCACACAAACACUACAGGAAUGAACUGGUCUCCACUGCAAGGCCGCGCCGGUUCCAUCCAGGCAGCGCUGUCUCUGGAGCUGAGCUCUGACGUUGUGACCAGUUUAGACAUCGUGCUGGAGGGACUCAACGGGCAGCUUCCGAACCUGGAUCUUACCAACCUCUUCUACGCUUUCUGUCAGAAGAUUGGGGUCCUUUGCACCAUACAGGGAAAGCUGCAGAGAAACGACUGGGACAGUGCGUCAGGCUACAGCCACGCGGUGCAGACUCUGAUGCUAAUGGUGCUCAAGCAAGCCAGCGGACGUCCCUGGGGGGACCAUGGUCUUUUCCUGCGCUACCACAUCGAGGCUGCCACCAUCAAAGGCAUCAACAGUUUCCGUCAAUACAAAACCGACACCACUACUGUUGGCAGGCUCCUGGAGGGAAUGUACCGCAAGUUGAACAACCUGCUGGAGCGACUACACCAGUCCUACUUCUUCUACCUGAUGCCCUCGCUCUCCCACUUUGUCUCCAUUGGUUACUACAUGCCAGCCUUCGGCCUGCUGGCUGUCAUCUUGUUGCUCCGUGCCUUGGAUCUGUGGGUGCAACUGUCAUCUCCGCCUCCAGCAACAGAAGACGGCAUUGCUGAUGUGGAGCAGGCCAGUCCUGGUGUGCUGUCUGUGUUGACACCUCUGGUUAUCAGCCAUCUGACGGGAGUGGCGCUGUACACGCUGCCAAUCCGCUUCCAGGAGAUGGCAGUAGAGCACUUCCCCGUGUCAGAGACUGAGGCGGUGGUGCUGACAGCCAUUGCUGUUUAUACUGCGGGUCUGGCUUUGCCUCAUAACACACACAGGUUGGUGUCCGGUGAAGGUACAGAGCAGGGUUGGAGAGUCCUCAAGCUGGUGGCUGUGUUGUACCUGGCUGUCCUGCUGGGCUGCAUCGCCCUCAUCAACUUCUCUCUAGGCUUCAUCCUGGCCCUCACGCUGGUGCCUGUGGCUGCCGUGGUCACGCCACACGUCCCCAAGUUGCUGACGGCCUUCAUCAUGGUGGUCCUCAGUCCCGCCUGCACGCUGCUCUUCUCUGUCUUCCUUUUCCAGGAGUUGCAGGAGAUGCCGCUCAGCUUCCAGGACGGCUGGCUGCUCUUCCUGUCGGUCAUCUCGCAGGGCAUCCUGGACCACUCGCUCUACGGCUCGUUGGUAUUCCCGCUGGUCUCCCUGCUGGUCUAUCCCUGCUGGCUGCUCUUUUGGAACAUUCUUUUCUGGAAGUAAACCUGAGGACAACAACCUCUGAGGUAGAUUCUUCUCCCUACAUGGAAACGUCAACAAUAUACUGGAGAUGGAAAACACAAAGGUCUGUAUUGUACUGACAUUUUUUUUUACAUAAUUUGUAUUAGGGAUGGGCAUAUUAAAUGAUGAGUCCAUUAUUGGUAAAGAAAACUGAAUCAAAAUAGCGUGCACUACUUGGUUGCAACCAUUAGAGGCACUGUUGAGUCAGUCAAACUAUGGUUGCCAAGCUUUGGUUAAUUAAUUUUACAGUAAUUCCAGGUCAAAAAUGUAUAUUUUGCACAGUGACAUUUUGAUAUUCACAUGAGCAAUGAUAAGUAGUUAAUCAUCAUACAUAUAUUUUGUUCCAGUCUGAUGUUGGCAUCCUUCUAUAUGAAUGGGUUGAAUUUGAACUUCACUUUCUUGUCCACUCAUGAUGGCUAUGGUUUAAGUCUGCAUUUGAAUGUACUAUCAUAUUAUAGGGCAAAGUUGAACAACCAAAAUAAAGCAGUAGCCGAAGUACAAAAAAUACAUACAACCAACAAUAAAGUCAAAAUUUCGGGGGAACCCCUACUCAGUGCACCGUGAGGAGAUUAGAACACCAGUAUAAAUGAUAAAAUAAUCAUCUAAUUCAUGUGUUCUUUUGAUCCAUGUAUAGAAAUGAACUUUAUGCUAUGUCACCUUUCUGCUAUGUUCUCCUUGCACUGUGAGGUGUUCAAGUGCUCUCAGAAUUGGGAGUGUAAAACACUACUUGUUUUUCAUUUUUAUUCACGUGCCCCCUAUUACAAUUGGUGUACCCAUGAAGGAACACGUACUCCACUUUGGGUACCUAGGGUCUAGACUAUUUUGAUGUUUUGAAUUAGAAAAAGGUUAUUGGAUGUGGAAACCUACCUCUUAAUUUUAAAAUGUAUGGCAGUAAAUAAAAAAAAAUUCAUGUGCAAAAUUGAAUCAUUUAGUCACCAUGCUAAAUUGUAAGAAACAUAUAAAUUUAGUCAAUUUGUCUAUGAAUGGGAAAAAAUUGACAAUUUCCUGCCAUAAAAUGUAUAAUUCUUUUUGCAGUUUUAAUUUCAUAUGAAUUUAUUUUAGCAAAAUCUUUUUUAUGCACUGAUUUAUCAUCGCUUAACUUAUUUAAUGCCUAAAUACAGCUAAACAGAAUGUUGGGAAGCCUUAUCGGUCUUUGUAAAAUAUUGCUCAGUUUUUGAUGUUGGCAGGUACCCUUUGAGAGCAGAGGGGGUUUUAUGAGUUUUGAUAUCAUUGUACAUUUAGUUUAAAUUGUGAAUUUUUUGCAGGUACCAAUUUUUCACAAGGAAAAGUUAUGUGGUCGUCAAUGUUACAUUAUGUUUAUUCAGCUAAUGUCUUUUUUUUUUUUUUUACUGUCGUCGUAUGUACUGAAAACAUCAUUCCAUUGCUGUCACAACUCAGCGGCACUCAAAUAAAAUCAAACCAGCUACUAAAAUGUACAUCAAUUGCGCCUCAUUAAAAAAAACACACCCCCAAGAAAAAUAGAUUUUAAAGAGUAAAAGCACUUGAUGACCCUGUAUGUAAACAUCUCCCUCACUCAUCCACUGCCAACUUCAGUUUUGCCCUCCCUCAAUUGAACAUAAGGUAACUUGCCACUACUUCCUAACAAUCAGCACUUCCCCUCCAAUAAAUAUUAGGGCCUCUUUAAAAUUAACA